AUGGUUCUCACUCGACAUAUCCUGGCGCUGGCCACCUUGGCUACAAGCACUCUGGCUGUUGAUUGUCCAGGGGCUGACACAGCUGGCACACCCUGUACCGAUGGUGUUUUUGUUCUUUCUGCUCGAGGCACCGAUCUCAACUUCAAUCUACCAUUUCAGAAUGGUCCCAAUUACACAGAGCAGCAAGGGCAGCAAGAUGUGGCUACUGCCUUGGUUGACAAGGCAGGGGGAUAUUGCCGGUCCUUACCUUAUGCCUCCAGUCCCUACCUGUUAUACUUUCCCAGCAUCAAUUACGGAAUCAAGCAAGGCCAAAGCACCAUAAGAGAAUAUGUGGAUCGAUGCAAGUCAACCGUCAACCCCCGUAUCGUUCUUCUUGGGUAUAGUCAAGGUGGCCAGACCAUGACUUCAGUCCUGAUUGGAGGACAAGGCUAUCCAACGCUUGAAGACUACAAGCAAUACAUCACCGGCGGUGCGUUCUUCGCCAGCCCGUCUUUCGUUGCCAACUACCCCAUCGAUGGUGGCAACUCCACCACAAGCGGUCUAUUUGCAAGAGGACCCGUCAGCUACAACUAUUUCAGUACGACGUACAGCAAUCGCCUUCGCAACUUCUGCCAAGCUGGGGAUGUAUUCUGUGCGAACGCAGGGUUCAGCGAUGAGGCUGGACGGAUCCAUGAGAAUGCGGUGAAUGCGUACAAGCAGGAAGCCAUUGAUUUCCUUUGGCCCCUUGUUUGA
Messenger RNA from Zasmidium cellare ATCC 36951, 732 nucleotides. Its product is annotated as carbohydrate esterase family 5 protein. Gene Ontology annotation, molecular function: hydrolase activity. The coding region runs from base 1 to 732 and encodes 243 amino acids. The record is from RefSeq and is a predicted model, not a curated record. The transcript has 3 exons. Lineage: Eukaryota; Fungi; Ascomycota; Dothideomycetes; Mycosphaerellales; Mycosphaerellaceae.